Molecule: messenger RNA, 921 nt
Organism: Danio rerio (zebrafish)
Lineage: Eukaryota; Metazoa; Chordata; Actinopteri; Cypriniformes; Danionidae
Gene: coq10b
Product: coenzyme Q10B
Biological process (GO): cellular respiration
Cellular component (GO): mitochondrial membrane; mitochondrial inner membrane
Molecular function (GO): ubiquinone binding
Source: RefSeq, marked provisional
AAAGAGAGGUGAAGUGAAGAUGGCGAGAGGCUCCCGGUGUUUGAGGAGAGCGGUAGCGGAGUGUAUCAGAAACUUACCGUCCACAGCCGGUCGAGAAACACCAGGGAAGAGUGGAGUGAGAUAUCUGUCUUCAUGUGGGAUCUUGAUGACCAGGGCGCCGCCCCUCUUCAGGGCUGUAUCAAGUCGUGCAGUGGUGGCUCCAGCCAGGAGCUUCUUCAACUUUGCAGAGUCAUUCAACAAGAGGAAGGAGUACUCUGAAAGACGCAUUAUUGGGUACUCAAUGCAGGAAAUGUAUGAGGUUGUGGCCAAAGUUGAAGACUACCUGCUAUUCGUGCCCUGGUGUAAGAAAUCAGAUGUUAUUUUCCGCCGCUCAGGCUUUUGCAAAGCUAAACUGACUGUAGGCUUCCCUCCUGUGGUAGAAAACUACACCUCUCUCGUUUCUACAGUUCGCCCUCAUUUGGUCAAGGCGUCUUGCUCUGAUGGAAAACUCUUCAAUCACCUGGAGACAGUGUGGCGCUUCAGUCCUGGCCUUCCUGGCUACCCACGUACAUGCACACUCGACUUCGCUAUUUCCUUUGAGUUCCGCUCACUCCUGCAUUCUCAGUUGGCCACCGUUUUCUUCGAUGAGGUCGUGAAGCAAAUGGUAUCUGCCUUCGAGCGACGGGCAUCCAAGCUGUACGGCCCAGAGACGCAGAUCCCACGUGAACUGAUGUUCCAUGAGAUCCACCACACGUAGUUCAUUCCACAGCUUCAGAUGGAAGAGAAGAGGGGGUGUUUAGGGAACGGGAGGGUUAUUGAAAACAUACAUAUAGAGUAUUAUAAGGACAAUCAGGAGAGCGGGAGCUGUGUGCCUGAAUAUCGUCAGUGCCUGGUCCAAAUAAAACCGUUUCACUUUUUUUAUGCUAAAAAAAAAAAAAAAAA